This is a messenger RNA of Cimex lectularius (bed bug), 2801 nucleotides long. RefSeq names its product protein O-mannosyltransferase 1 (gene rt). The transcript has 14 exons. Gene Ontology annotation, biological process: protein O-linked glycosylation via mannose. The coding region runs from base 16 to 2400 and encodes 794 amino acids. The record is from RefSeq and is a predicted model, not a curated record. Gene Ontology annotation, cellular component: membrane; endoplasmic reticulum. Gene Ontology annotation, molecular function: dolichyl-phosphate-mannose-protein mannosyltransferase activity. NCBI's taxonomy places the organism in Eukaryota, Metazoa, Arthropoda, Insecta, Hemiptera, Cimicidae.
CUCGCAUGGUGACCGAUGGAAACUAGUAUAAACCAAGUUCGGAAAAGAAGGGGAAAAUCCUCGAAUAACGGUCAUGAAAAACAGACGGGAAACACCAAGAACACAGUGAGACAUGGCAAGCGUCCAAAGGAUUCAGAUGAGUCGGAUGAUGGUUCGACGUGCCUCGAGGAAUUUCAGCAACUGGUGGAUGGAGAGACACAAGGAGUAUCAAAUGAUGUGUCAAGCACAGAACGGGCACCGUCCUUUCCAAAGAAGAGGUUUUUAAUUAAUCUCGAAUUAGAUGUUGUCGCUGUUUUUUUAUUUGGAUUAGCUGCAGUAAGCAGGUUUUAUAAGCUUGACGAGCCUAGGCACAUAGUAUUUGAUGAGCUUCAUUACGGCAAAUACAUAGGGCUUUAUAUAAAGAACACGUUCUUCUUUGAUCUUCAUCCUCCUUUGGGGAAAUUGCUGAUCAGUUCGAUCGCUCAAUUCGCUGGUUUCGACGGAAAGUUCAGAUUUGAUCGAAUCGGCACAGCAUACGAUGAAACCGUUCCUAUAUUUGCAUUGAGAUUUCUUCCCGCACUAUGUGGUAGUUUGAUAGUGCCGACAUCGUACUUUUUAAUGCUAGAACUGAGAUGUCAGCAAUGGACAGCCAUGCUUGCUGCUCUACUAGUGCUUUUUGACAAUGCUUUAUUGACUCAAUCAAGAUUUAUUUUAAUGGAACCUAUGUUACUAUUAUUGACAUUAUUGGGUUUGCUUUCAUUUUUAAAGUUCCGAAGGUAUACAAACAACUUCAAACAUCCAAUGUUUUGGAUCUGGUUAUCGACAUGCCUCACUUGUCUCUCUCUUGCUCUUUGUGUAAAAUACGUCGGAUUUUUUUCCCUCGCUUUGGGUGUGACGUUGAUGUGGAUGGAUUUCUGGAGGCUCCUACCAAGAAAAGAUUUGACAGACAGGAUUUUGAUUUUUCAAGGAGCAUUCAGAUGGCUUCUUUCCCUGAUUAUACCCGCUGUCGUUUAUGUUUCUGUGUUUUAUGUCCACCUAAUCCUUUUGUACAAAGCCGGUCCACAUGAUUCUGUAAUGACUAGUGCUUUUCAAGCCAGCCUCGAGGGUGGACUGGCUUCUAUAACAAAAGGCCAACCGUUAGAAGUUGCUCAUGGAUCACAAAUUACUCUUAGACACACACACGGUAAAGCUUGCUGGCUCCAUUCGCAUAAUGCUGUUUAUCCUUUAAGAUAUCCUGACAAAAGAGGAAGUUCUCAUCAGCAACAAGUCACCUGCUACACAUUCAAGGAUUUGAACAACUGGUGGAUUGUAACAAGGCCGAACGAAGCUAAUCUUGUCGUAUCAACACCACCUGACGCGAUAAAGCACGGUGACAUUAUUCAACUUGUUCACGGAAUGACUGGAAGGUCUUUGAAUUCCCAUGAUGUCUCUGGUCCUAUGUCACCUCACAACCAAGAAGUCAGUUGUUACAUAGACUACAAUGUAUCUAUGCCAGCUCAGGACUUAUGGAAAGUUGAAAUUGUGAAUCGAGAGGAAGAAGGUGAUGUGUGGCAUACUAUUCAAUCUCAGGUGCGACUCAUUCAUUUCAACAGCAGCCAGGCUCUCAAGUACAGUGGAAAGCAGCUGCCAAACUGGGGUUUCAACCAAAUGGAAGUGGUAACAGAUAAAGUGACAGUGCAGGACAACACAGUUUGGAACGUAGAAGAGCAUAGAUACACAAAGUUCCAGGAUGAGAAAGAACGAGAGAGGGAUAUGAUGAACGCUGAAAUGAUUCCAAUGACUGCCACCCAACUCCCGUUCUAUAGAAAGUUUUUAGAACUCCAAUAUAAGAUGCUGUUUACAACGCAAGAAAAUCUCCAAAGCCAUAUGUACAGCAGCGACCCAGUCGAAUGGCUGUUCAUGACAAGGGGUAUAGCAUAUUGGGUCAGCUCUAACCACAAUGGCCAAGUACACUUACUUGGUAAUGUACUUAUUUGGUAUUCUGGCACUGUGAGUUUAGUUAUUUAUUUGCUCAUUUUAAUUUUCUAUUUGCUAAGGCGUAGAAGGCUCAUUUAUGAUUUAAGCCCUGUUGAAUGGGAACAGUAUAAAUUUAUAGGACAGACACUGUUCAUGGGAUUCCUCUUCCAUUACAUACCAUAUUUUUUUGUGGAUAGGACGCUGUUCCUUCACCAUUAUUUCCCAGCUUUUCUUUUCAAGAUACUUUUGACAGCUGCAGUCAUUGAGCAUAUUCAUUCUUUAACGAGGCAUUUGAGAUUCCUUCAGGCUCUAUUCACAUUUGCGAUUCUGGUAUGGAUUAUUGGAGUCGUUAUCGUUUUCAAAAUAUUUUCUGUCAUAAGCUACGGUGCCACCCCGCUUUCUGGCGAUGAUAUCUUGAAGUUAAGAUGGAGCGAAUCCUGGGAUUUUAUUGUUCACAAAGAAUAAUUUAACUUAUACUCGACAUCUUUGUAAAAGUCUGAUUGUAAUUGGAUUUUGUGUUGCCACAAGGAAAGAAAAAAUAAGACUGCUAGAUUUAAUUUUCAAUUUCAUGUACAAUUUGUUUUAUAAUUAAUAGUUUUCUGCCAUAAUACUUGUCCACAAAAGUAUGUGAUAGGAUAAAAAUAUUAUUUAUUCAUACUGAUCUGUCUUCUUAGAAGAAAAAAUUAAAUCAUAUAUUUUCGAGCAUUUAUGAAAUAAAUGUCAAAUUUUAGCAGGUCUUUUGUUUUGAAUUUUUUAUAAUUUAACAUUAAUAAAUUCCAAAAUAAUGUACAUGUUAAUAGUUUGAAAUUUUGCGCAAUGAAUUCUUGUAGCCCAAAAUUAUUUUAAACAAAGAUAUUUUCUUAAAU